GUGCUGACGGUCCCUCUCUGUGCCUCAGACUCGUGUGUGAAAUAGGAUUUAUGCCACCAGCCCCAGCUUCCUGAUGGGACUCCUGGAAUGACAGAGGUGAUGGGUGUGAAAAUGUUCCGAGAGCCAGAAGGUGGCAGAGGGGCAAGCUGGUCAGCAUCGGGUCCUACAUGAACAUCUGGGAAAAGGAUGGAAAAGCCAGUUGCUGUCCGGGCCACACCUGGGGAGGGCAUGAGGAAGGUCCCAGGACAGCUAUGGGGAAUCUGUUGUCCCUUUCCUCCCCUUAGUUCCUCCCCAUUAGGGGUUGGAGCAAACACUUGGAGGCUGUGAUCUAGCCAGGCCUCCCCUCACUGGGGAAUGCCCUCCACCUAUCCAUCUGGGUCCUAAUCUCUCAUCUGCCUAAGAUUCGCUGUGGACCUAAGACAAGCCCCUCCACUUUUCUAAGCCCCAGUCCUUCACCUGUAGAACGUGCCCACACUACCUCGUCUGUGGAACUGUUGAGAGCACUCAGUGGUCAGACCGCGAGCCUGGACCUUUAGUCCACUACUCCCCCACAAUUCAGAGCUCGCCAGCCACCCAUGAAACACUCCUACAUUGGCCGGAACCACCCUACGUUUUAGAAUCUUGUCCCCUCCAAUGUCCUCCUGGUUCUAGAAUCUCACUGCUAUUCCAGACUCUGCCCUCCAGAACCAGAAGGGUCAGCCGCUGCUCCCGGGCAGUGGCGGCUUGCUCAGCUCUACCGUCUCACUCGAGUCUCUGCUGCGGCCAGGAUGCGGUGGCGGGACCGCAUGGCUGUGCUCUUUUUCCCACCAGGCGUGAUGCUCACCGUGGCUGCCAUGAUGCUCUUCUUUAUACACCUGUGCGUCUUUGCCAAUGAUGUGCACCACUUCUGCGUCACCCACCACUACGACCGCAUGAGCUUCCGCUACACAGUGGUCCUGAUGUUCUCCCAGGUAAUCAGCAUCUGCUGGGCCGCCAUGGGGUCACUCUACGCUGAGAUGAUAGAUGUCAAGUUUCUUCGGUGCUUUUCCCUGACCAUCCUGAUGCUCAAUGGAGCCAUGUUCUUCAACCGCCUGUCCCUGGAGUUUAUGGCCCUCCAGUACCGGGAGGAGAACCACUGAGGACUGGAGACUGGGCUGAGAAGGGGGAAGGAAAAGGCUGCUUCGGGUAUUUUAAUAAAGUCUGU
Messenger RNA from Equus caballus (horse), 1183 nucleotides. RefSeq names its product transmembrane protein 262 (gene CATSPERH). The record is from RefSeq and is a predicted model, not a curated record. Lineage: Eukaryota; Metazoa; Chordata; Mammalia; Perissodactyla; Equidae.